UUUUUCAAUCCUCUAUAUAAAUGGCUCAUUCCUUCAUUGUUCGAAAUGUGCUUGUAAGCUACACACAAAGCAUUAGAUAUUUCACUAACUAAGAAGAGUUAGAGAAAUUUUGUUUAUUUGUUCUGUUUAGUAGAGAUGGCGAUUCACUUGGCUUUUAUAUUUGGCCUCCUAGGCAACAUUGUCUCCUUCAUGGUCUACCUUGCUCCAGUGCCAACGUUUCUUAAAAUUUACAAGAAGAAAUCAACAGAAGGGUUCCAAUCAGUUCCUUACGUGGUUGGGUUAUUCAGUGCCAUGCUUUGGAUUUACUAUGCAUUUCUCAAACCUAACACAACUCUUCUCAUCACAAUUAACUCUGUUGGAUGUUGCAUUCAAACUUUCUACAUAUGUUUCUUCCUCUUCUAUGCCACCAAAAAAGCCAAGAUGGACACGAUGAAGCUGCUUAUUUCGAUGAACGUCGUUGGAAUGGGUCUAAUUGUUUUGCUAACUCAAUUUUUUGCAAAAGGCUCCAACCGUGCUCAAAUUGUUGGAUGGAUUUGCCUUAUAUUUUCAUUCUGCGUCUUCGUUGCACCUCUAUGUGUUCUCAGAAAAGUUAUAAAGACCAAAAGUGUGGAGUACAUGCCAUUUCUACUAUCGUUCUUUCUCACAUUAAGUGCCGUUAUGUGGUUCUUCUAUGGUCUACUAAUCAAAGAUUACAAUAUUGCUAUACCAAACGUGCUGGGAUUCACCCUUGGAGUUAUUCAAAUGGUGCUUUAUUUGAUUUACAAGAACGCAAAGAAGGUCGCGGUGACUGAAGAAGUAAAAUUAGAAAAUACAGAAACUGUUGUUGUUAUUGAAGAACAUAAAAUUCCUGAAGAAAAACUGAAAGAGCAGAUUAUUGAUGUUGUGAAGUUGAGUGCAAUGGUGUGUUCAGAGAUAAUUCCAAUAGUUACUGAGCUGAAGAAUGAAAUUGAGCUGCCUCAACUCAGUUUGAUUAUUACUGAAGACAAGAUUAUAAAGCCAAAGGGAACCAUAGAGGCCUCUUAAUGAAGACUUAACCUACUAAUUAGUAUUAUAAUGGCUUGUUUAAUUAAGUGACAUAAUUGUCUAAUUAAUGUUAUUUAAUCAUGGUGUGUACUUAAUGUUGUCUAAUUAGUCAUAGGUCCUCAUGAAUUGUAAUAUUAUAGCCAGGGGGGAAGCUAAGCUCUAUUUGUGUGUGCCUAAGUUUGAUUAUGUCUCUAUUAUCUUUUGAUUCUAUUCUAUUUAUGUAUCUAAAUUCUAAUUAUUAUUAAUGAAAUCUUUCUAUUCCACUA
Messenger RNA from Capsicum annuum, 1289 nucleotides. Its product is annotated as bidirectional sugar transporter SWEET10. Gene Ontology annotation, biological process: carbohydrate transport. Gene Ontology annotation, molecular function: sugar transmembrane transporter activity. The transcript is spliced from 6 exons. Lineage: Eukaryota; Viridiplantae; Streptophyta; Magnoliopsida; Solanales; Solanaceae. The record is from RefSeq and is a predicted model, not a curated record. Bases 136 to 1023 code for a protein of 295 amino acids. Gene Ontology annotation, cellular component: membrane.